UUGAUUUUACCACCCCUACGGCCUACUCACUCACAAAAGAAAGACCUCACGUGAGUGUGACACCCCUGGAGCUCCCACCUCAGCCUCAUCAUAUUGUGUGGCAUACAUUGAGAUAGCCUUUCUAAGAUCUUCCUUCUCUCCCCCUUCUCAAACACCAACAAAAUCAACAAUCCAAACAAACCCUCUCACAAAAAAAAUAAAGAAGAUAAAAAACAAUUAUCACCUCAAAAUCCCUCAAAACAAAAGAAGCCAUGGCCAACAUGAUGAUGAUGAGCUCUUCCAAAGCCUUAAUCACUUCAUCAUCCACCAUCCCACCAUCUCCAAGAUUCAAACUUUCCCUCGCUCAAAUCCCUUUUCCAAAACUACCCCUCCCUAAAUCACCUAAAUCCCACAAACCCCUUACCCUCCCAUCAAAUCUCAACACCAUUUCAGUCAUUCUUGCAAGCUCCCUAGCCAUAGCACCACCUUCACUUGCUGAAGAAAUUGAAAAAGCUUCUCUUUUUGACUUCAACUUAACACUCCCUAUUAUGAUGGCUGAGUUCCUCUUUCUCAUGUUUGCUUUGGACAAGAUUUACUUCAGUCCAUUAGGGAAAUUCAUGGAUGAAAGAGACUCAGCCAUUAAGGAGAAACUCAACAGUGUGAAGGACACUUCUGUUGAAGUGAAGCAACUGGAAGACCAAGCUGCUGCUAUUAUGAAGGCAGCAAGAGCUGAGAUAUCAGCAGCAUUGAACAAGAUGAAGAAGGAGACUCAGCUUGAAGUGGAACAGAAGAUUGCUGAGGGAAGGAAGAGAGUUGAGGCUGAAUUGCAAGAAGCAUUGGCUAGUUUGGAGAGUCAAAAGGAGGAGACUAUUAAGAGUCUUGAUUCUCAGAUUGCUGCUCUUAGUGAUGAGAUUGUCAAGAAGGUUCUUCCUGUCAGUAACUAAUUCUCAAAAGUUGUAUUGUAUGCUGUUGGUAAUUUGAAUAUAAUGUUUGUUUUGGCUGUUACUUUGUAUGUUAAAUCCAUCAUUAUAUACUGAUGAAAAAUCUCAUUUUAUGUGGUCA
Capsicum annuum is the source of this 1041-nucleotide messenger RNA. Its product is annotated as ATP synthase subunit b', chloroplastic. The coding region runs from base 252 to 923 and encodes 223 amino acids. Gene Ontology annotation, biological process: proton motive force-driven ATP synthesis. NCBI's taxonomy places the organism in Eukaryota, Viridiplantae, Streptophyta, Magnoliopsida, Solanales, Solanaceae. Gene Ontology annotation, molecular function: proton transmembrane transporter activity. The transcript has a single exon. The record is from RefSeq and is a predicted model, not a curated record.